AUGCCUGAAGGUAAACAACAAGAGAGCGGCAGCAACAGUGCUGCCGAUUCUUCGUCCGGUAAGGCCAAUACCGGAGCAGCAGCACCAGCAGUUGCAGCCGUAGCAGGUGAAGGAAGCGCUCCAAAGGACGCUACUCCUCAAGGAACUGGGUCCUCUGGAUCUUCCGUUGCCACUGAUGCUCCAGGUGCUCCAGCCGCUGCCAGCACUGGCGCCAGUACUUCUUCAGGUGAAGUCGCUGGUUCAGCUGUAGCAGGUUCCACUACUGGACACCAACAAUCAUCGGCUCCCCACCAUCAACAAGGUGGUGCUCCACAUCACCAGUACAACAACUACUACACCAACAGCAAUCCUGGAAAGCCAUACAACAACAAGCAGUACAACAACAGUAAUGGUAGACAAAACAACUAUAAUAACAACAACGGCGGUGUCGCUCCAGGAGGAAACAGUAAUAGACAGCAUUAUAACAAUAAUAAUACCGGUAGAAAGGGUUCUGUGUACAGCAACCAACAGAAGUUAAACCACAACUCUCAGAGCCAGUACAACGCCUACAACCAAUACCCGCAGAAUAUGUACCAAUAUGCUUACUAUGGGAACCCGUACGGAUACAAUGCUCAAAUGGUUCCAGGAAUGCCUCCUGUGCAAGCAUACACUCAAGCACAGGCUCAACUCCUGCUGCCUCAACCUGCUCAUGCUCAAACUACUCAACAGCAACACCCUCCUUCAUUCACAUCAAGUAAGAUUAAGAUCACUGACAAGGAUGGUAAGCAAAUUGAUUUAGAAGACAAGAAGAAGCAGAGCCAGGCAAGUACCCCAGUUUCUUCUCCAGCACAAGCAGCUGCCACUCCGGUUUCCAGUGCGACUAGCACAACAACCACUACUCCAAAGGCUACUAAUGCUAGUGUUGCUGAAGCUCCAGCCAAGGUUGCUUCUCCUGCUAUUUCUGCUUCUUCUCCUGUUGUUGCCGCUGCAGCUACUACCUCAGUUCCUGCUGCAGGUGCCGGUUCUUCAGCUCCAGCAGCUUCUGCCAAAUUAUCUAUUGCCGAAGAGUUCAAAAGAAAGAUUCAAGAAAGAGCAGCCAAGGCUGCUCAAGCUCAAAAGAAGCCAGAGGCCAAGGAAGAACCAAGUGUUGAAGCUGCAGUUGUAGAGCCAAAGGCUGAAACUAAGGCUGAAACUAAGGUUGAAACUAAGGCUGAAGUCAAGGUCGAAGAACCAAAGGUUGAGCCACCUAAAGAAGAACCAAAGGUUGUCGAAGAGGUCAAGGUAGAAGAACCAAAGGUCAUUCAAGAAACCAAGCCUGAAGAGCCUAAGAUUGAAGAAGCUCAAGCUGAACCAAAAGAAGAGGCCAAGGAAGUACAGGACGAAAUAAAACCAGAAGAAUCUAAAAUAGAAACCACUGAGUCUGAGUCUGAAAACAAAGAUCAAUCUGAAUCUAAUGCUAUAACUUCCAUUCACGAUACCAAGGAUGAUGCUGACACCACUCUUGACGGAGACACCACCGAAGAAUCUAAUGAAGCUGACGUUUCUACUGAAACCUUAGUUGAAGAUGAUGGUUUUACUCUUUCCAAUUUUUUUGCAAUGGUUUCUGAGGCUCUGCCAAUCAAAGAUCCAUUUUCUCAUGUAUAUCCGGAAGGAAUUCAAGGUCCUGAUUCCAAAUGGAAACUCGAAUCCAAUAACUAUAGAUACGAUCCGGUUUUCUUGAUGCAAUUCAGAGAUGUUACUAAUGUUACAGUUGACAUCGAAUGGAAGAACAAAUUGGAAAGUUUGGGUAUCACUGGAAACAAGAACAGAGGAGGUUCAAACCAAUCAUCAAGAGGUGGAAACCAAAUGGGUAAAUUUGGUAAUAAUAACAAUAACUCAAUGGGUGGUAAUAGAUUUAACAACGGUCCAUUAUCAAGAGGUGGACAAUUCAAUGAUGGUAGACAAAAUUCCAGAAAUGGAUCUAAGAGAAGAGGUGGAAGCAGUGGAGGUCCAAGGGACAAGUCUACUAGAAAGGGUCAAUCUAAGAGAGGUAGAGACUCUAAGGAUGGAAAGGAAGAACCUUCUAAGCCUGUUGAAGAAGUUAAACCAUUGGUAAAGUCUGAAAACAGAUGGAUGCCAAGAUCAAGAGCAAAGAAGACUGAAGUUAAUUUAGCUCCAGAUGGAUCUGAAAUCUUAGAAACUGAAGAUAUCGAAAGAAAGGUGAAAUCAUUAUUGAACAAGUUGACUUUAGAAAUGUUUGAACAAAUCACUGACGACAUUAUGAAGAUUGCUAAUCAAUCCAAAUGGGAAGAAGACGCAAAGACUGUAAGACAAAUAAUAUCGUUAACAUUUGCUAAGGCUUGUGAUGAACCAUAUUGGUCUUCCAUGUAUGCUCAAUUCUGUGCCAAGAUGUGUAAGGAAAUGUCAGAUGAGAUUAAAGAUGUUAGCAUUAUUAAGAAUGGUGAAAUUGUCAGUGGUGGUGACUUAGCUAGAAGAAUAUUGUUGGCCACUUGUCAAGUUGAAUACGAAAAGGGUUGGACUGAUAAAUUACCUACAAAUGAAGAUGGUUCGCCAUUAGAACCAGAAAUGAUGUCUGAUGAAUACUAUGUAAUGGCUGCUGCCAAGAGAAGAGGUCUUGGUUUAGUCAAGUUUAUUGGUCACUUAUAUAUCUUGAAUAUGUUGAACGAUCAAGUUAUUUUACUUUGUUUAAGGGAUCAAUCUUCUAACACUGAAGAUCCAUCGGAGGAUAGGUUAGAAAACUUGGCUCAAUUGAUCAAGACUGUUGGUGCCAGAUUGGAAGCCAAAGAAAAAACUAAAGCUGCAUUAAAUUUCGUUUUCGAUAACGUUCAAACUAUCUUAGAGACCUGUAAACUUGCAUCAAGAAUUAAGUUCAUGUUGAUGGACUUGAUCGAUUUAAGAAACGCCAACUGGGUGUCUGCAAAGAGUGAAAGUGGACCAAAGACCAUUCAAGAAAUUCACGACGAGGCUGAAUUAAAGAAAUUUGAAGACGAGAAGGCAAACGCUGAAAGAAGAAGAAAGAAUAAAAUGAAUGACUCAAGAUCUAACUCAUCUAGGGCUGGUUCUACUUGGGGUUCAAUGAAUAAUAAGAAAGACUUAAGAACACCUCCACAGAAGGAUUCUCGUGGUUUCACAUCUGUUUCUAGAGCUCAAUCUAGUAGACAAAAUCUUGCAUCUGAAUCAAACUCUGCUCAUUUAUCUCCAAGAGAUAACUCAAAGAGAACAGAUUCUAUUCAAUCUGCCGCAAACAUAUUUGCGGCAUUGGGAGAUGGUGAAGGUGAAGAAGAAGAUCACGAAGACGAAGCCGAAGCCGAAACUCCCGAUGUUGAGGCUGAAACUGAAGCUGACGUUGAAAAUACCGAAGAAAAAGAGGAAGAAGCAGAUGUAUAA
Molecule: messenger RNA, 3366 nt
Organism: Dujonia railenensis
Lineage: Eukaryota; Fungi; Ascomycota; Pichiomycetes; Serinales; Debaryomycetaceae
Source: the annotation of a GenBank genome assembly